AUGCAGCUGCCCGAGGCGACCGAGUCGGCGCCGCUCGUCGCACGCGACAAGGACGACGAGCUCCUCACGACCGCGUGCUGGUUCAUUGAGGACGCCUUCAGCGGUAUCUCGCGGCCACACCCGGUGCGCACGCCGUUCGCGCGGUACAUGCACACGCUGCACGCCGAGUUGCACUACCUCCGCGGCGCGGCCAUCGUCGUGCUCUUGAGUCUCUCGUUCAUCGAGACGCCGCGCUGGUGCCAUGGGCCUCCGCCGUACCCGUGCGGCGAUCCGUCCGACCCGUUCACGCCCAUGACAUUUGAGAUCGCGCUCGUCACGCACGCCGAGAGCCAUUGCAUUGAGCUCGUCUGCCUCUCGUUCUUCCUCCUCAACUCGGUGAUCCGGUACUUGUACCUCCAAGAGAACUUUACGAACCGCAAGGACAGCGUCGCGGUCUUGGCGCUCGUGCUGCUGGCGAUGACGACGCUAGCGCUGAGCGCGGCCUUUCCGCACCAAGUGUGGACGCCGUAUGCGCAGGUGUACCUGCGCGUCAUGAUCUUCGCCGUCAAGAACCGGAACAUUCGACGAACCGCGCGCAAGAUCGCGCAAGUGCUCGCCGAGGUGCACAACAUCAUUAGCCUCGUCAUCGUCUUCGUCGUCUUCUUCGCCUGGGUCGCCACGAUGCUCUUUGACAACACGGAAGAAGGCGACGCGCAAAUGCCCAAUAUCUACGAAGCGUGCUGGAACAUGCUCAUUCUGCUCACGACCGCGAACUUUCCGGACAUUAUGAUGCCCGCGUACAACAAGCACCGCGUCGUCGUCAUCUUCUUCGCGUUCUUCCUUUGCUUUGGGCUCUUCUUCCUCAUGAACGUCGUGCUGGCCGUCAUCUACAACAACUUCUCCGUCAACCUCGAAGCCUUCAAGAAGAAGCGCGACCACACGCGCGAGCAAAAGCUGCAGAUCGCGUUCCGCAUCCUCUGCAACCUCGCCGUGCCGCGCGACGUGUGCCUCCGCCUCUUCCACAAGAUGAACCACUACAAGAACAUUGGGUACAUCAAGAAGAGCCGCAUGCAGCUCGUCUUUGACGAGCUCGACUCGGACGGCGACGAGAAGCUGCAGUGGCAAGAGUUUGCCAACAUCUGCGUCGUGCUCCGCUCCGCGCUCUCCAAGAAGCGCCUCCCGCCCUCCGAGGUCCAGCGCUGGUUCCCGCAUCUCUUUCACAGCGACGGCUUUCACUCGCUCUGCAUGUUUGUGCGCCACCCGCGCUUUGAACUCGCGAUCGACGUCGUUCUUGUCGUCAACGCGCUCCUCAUCGUCUUCGAGUCCCUCCCCGUCCUCAACGGUGAGCCGAUGCCGCUCGCGUCCGAGUUUACCGUCUGGGAGCGCAUCGAGUCGAUCUUCUCGUUCGUGUACCUGCUCGAGAUGCUUCUCAAAAUCGUCGUCGACGGCCGCGCUGUCUACUGGAGCUCGAUGAAGAACCGGUUCGACUGCCUCAUUACGGUGGCCGUCGUCGCCGUCGAUGUGUACGCGUACCUGCCGUACGACCCGGCGUCGCGUGUCAUGGUCAAGAUCCUCCUCGUCGCCCGCUGCCUGCGACUCUUCCGCCUCAUCAUCAACGUCGAGCGGUACCGCGUCUUUUGCAUGACGUGGUUCCGCCUCCUUCCGUUCGGCAAGAACCUCCUCGUGAUCAUGUUUUGCGCCUUCUUGUACACGCAGGACGGGUACAUGGCCAACAACUUUAACGACAUGGCCAGCGGCAUGGUGCUCUUAUUCGAGCUCCUCAUCGUCAACAACUGGUUCGUCCUCGCGGAUGGCUUUGUGUGCGUCACGUCUAAGUACGCGCGCUGGUACUUUGUGACCUUUCACCUCAUUGGCGUCACGAUUCUCCUCAACCUCGUCGUCGCCUCGACGCUUGACGCCUUUGUCGGGGAGUACGAAGCGGAGCACCAAGACCAGACGGGAAAGCCAUACAAGUUUGGCUCGAUGGACACGAUGGAGACGAGCAUCAUUAUCGAACAGCAAGACGAAGGCUAA
This is a messenger RNA of Saprolegnia parasitica CBS 223.65, 2013 nucleotides long. RefSeq lists its product as hypothetical. Gene Ontology annotation, molecular function: calcium ion binding; voltage-gated calcium channel activity. Gene Ontology annotation, cellular component: membrane. The coding region runs from base 1 to 2013 and encodes 670 amino acids. Gene Ontology annotation, biological process: transmembrane transport; monoatomic ion transport. The transcript is spliced from 7 exons. The record is from RefSeq and is a predicted model, not a curated record. NCBI's taxonomy places the organism in Eukaryota, Oomycota, Saprolegniomycetes, Saprolegniales, Saprolegniaceae.